AUAUCUGUGUUACUGAGCUGAUUAAUGUCAAAUACUGUCCAACUCGGCAAUGAUUCCCGGUAAUCUCGGAUUUAAUGAGGAAAUUUUCUAUAGACGUCAAAAGUCAAAGCAAAGCUCUUUCUUUGUUCAUAAAAUUGCACUUAAUGUGAUAAUGGAGUCUGUUCUGAUCUGUUUUUUGCUGAUAUCAAUGAUGUAUGUUGGCGGUGGUCAAGGUAUGUCCAGUUCUAUGUCCUGCAGCUUUGUAAAUGGUGUUCAAAGAUGCACACAGGAGAGUGGAAGCGGAAAUGUGGCCAUGUCCAGCUCAAGAGCCGGCUCCGGGCCAUACAACAGUUAUUCCGAUGACUUUGCUUCCACAGGAAACACAGGCAAUGGAAGAGCUAGUUCUUCCAGGAUAACAUCGGGUAAUGUUCCCAAUCAGGGUGGUUUUGCAUUCGGAGGAAUGCCACCAGGAUUUGGAGGAAUGGGUCCAGGUGGAUUUGAUCCUUUUGCAUUCGUAUUUGGAAGACGAUAAGAUGGAAGAAAAUUCUUUCAAAAAUGUGACAUUUUGAAAUUUUGAAUAAAGACAUUUAAU
Messenger RNA from Parasteatoda tepidariorum (common house spider), 571 nucleotides. RefSeq lists its product as uncharacterized. The record is from RefSeq and is a predicted model, not a curated record. NCBI's taxonomy places the organism in Eukaryota, Metazoa, Arthropoda, Arachnida, Araneae, Theridiidae.